AUGGAGAAUCUGUGCUUACUUGUAUUCCUCCUCUUCUUCUUCCCUCUCCUCCCCCUCCAGUCCACAGCUGCAUCGGAAUAUGUCCGCCAACCUCCUCGCCCCAUCAUCCUCACCCAUCACAACCGGUCCGAAUCCGACCCACAACAGGUUCACAUAUCGCUCGCCGGAAAAGACCACGUAAGGGUGUCGUGGGUCAGCGGGACACACCGCGUGCCGUCGGUGGUGGAAUACGGGAAGACGCCGGGGAGAUACGAGGCGUCGGCCGCCGGAGAAAGCACCAAAUACCAGUACUUCUUCUACAGCUCCGGCAAGAUUCACCAUGUCAAAAUCGGCCCGUUGGAACCGGCCACCACGUACUACUACAGGUGCGGCGAGUCGGGUCCUGAUUUCAGCUUCAGAACACCUCCGGCUACAUUUCCUAUCGAGUUUGCAGUUGUUGGUACGUCAUUCUUUCCUUGUCUCUGCUUUUGGAUGACAUACCACUUUUCUCUUUCCCCCACAGCUAACUCCGUGAGUACAGGUGACCUCGGGCAAACCGAAUGGACCGCAUCAACCCUAACCCACGUGAAUGCAAGCGACUACGACGUGUUCCUCCUGCCCGGUGACCUGUCAUACGCGGAUUCGCAGCAGCCGCUCUGGGACUCUUUUGGCCGCCUGGUCGAGCCGUAUGCGAGCCGUCGGCCAUGGAUGGUGACAGAGGGCAACCACGAGAUCGAGACCUUCCCUAUCAUCUACCCCCAUGGCUUCAAGUCCUAUAAUGCGAGGUGGCCCAUGCCCUACCGCGAGAGCGGGUCGAAGUCCAACCUGUACUACUCCUUCAACGUGGCGGGUGUCCAUGUCAUCAUGCUGGGAUCAUACACGGACUUCGAUGCCGGGUCAGAGCAGUACAAGUGGCUUGAGGCUGACCUGGCGGGAGUUGACAGGAGGGAGACACCGUGGCUCAUUGUGCUGCUCCACGCGCCGUGGUACAACUCCAACGCGGCGCACAAGGGCGAAGGAGAAAGCAUGAGGAAGGCGAUGGAGGAGAUGUUGUACAGAUCACGUGUUGACAUGGUUUUUGCUGGGCAUGUUCAUGCUUACGAACGAUUCACUAGGGUUUAUGACAACAAGGCAGACCCAUGUGGUCCGGUGCACAUCACCAUUGGUGACGGAGGAAACAGGGAAGGCCUAGCUUUUCUGUUUGAGAAGCCGAGUCCAUCGAUCUCAGAGUUUCAAGAGCCGAGCUUUGGGCAUGGGAGGCUGAGGAUUUUGGACGGCAAGCGAGCCCACUGGUCUUGGCACCGAAACGACGACUCCGACUGCGUUGUGGCUGACGAGCUGUGGCUUGAAAGCUUGAGCUCCUCCAGAGCAUGCAUGCCGACUUCUUCGGCCGAAGAUCUGCAGGGAUCAUCAGCCUCUGCUGCUACAAGGGAAGAACUCUAA
Messenger RNA from Thlaspi arvense, 1422 nucleotides. The record is from the annotation of a GenBank genome assembly. Lineage: Eukaryota; Viridiplantae; Streptophyta; Magnoliopsida; Brassicales; Brassicaceae.